AUGUCGCUUCCUAGCCACAUUUCGAUCGGCGCGAAAACUGCCCGUCAGAGGGGCUAUGAGUACCAUUACGACUUGGUGAAAGUCGGGGAAAUAGAGAUGUACAUGUUGAGCAGUGCGAACAGAAAGGAUGACGAGAAGUUGGUGUUGCAGAAAGAAAGCCCCUUUUGGGUUGCUUACAACAUCAAGGAGUCCGAGGACGGCGUGAUCGAUUUUGGACAGCCGCGCUUCCGCACAAAAGAGAACAUGGUCGAGAAGGGUUGGCACUCAUGGGAGAUGUACGACGUUAAGUCCGGACAGUGGGCAGGCGAUCUUCAGUGCUCGACUGAGUGGUCGUAA
Messenger RNA from Symbiodinium natans, 336 nucleotides. The record is from the annotation of a GenBank genome assembly. NCBI's taxonomy places the organism in Eukaryota, Dinophyceae, Suessiales, Symbiodiniaceae.